CCCCAGCUCGCCCAUUUUCCUCCCCCCCCCCGGAACAUCACCAGUCAAAGGCGCAGACGUCCACCAACACCACCACCCUACGCCCUCUCUCUCUCUCACUCUCGGCCUCCCCAGGACAAACUCCAACUCUCCAAAGUCAUCCAAGCUACCUUCCCCCUCUCACCACACCCGUGGCCUUUGUCCCUCUGUCUACCUUUUUCUUUUUACUUACUUUUCUUCCUGCGCUUUCGUAUUUCUCCUACUACACCUUUAAUUCCAUGCAACCUGCUACAAAACCAUCUCAGGCCAUGCGCCGUUGAUCGAUAUUCCCGAACCCAAAGCAAACAUGUUUGGAGGUUCGCGAAGGCACCGUCAGGCCAAUCAGCCAUUGACCGCCGCAACCGCAAACCCUAAUGCUGCUACUGCAGCUGCCUCAGCAUUCGCGCGACGCGCAUCCAGCUCGUCUCUGUCAUCUGCCGCCGCCGCCGCCGCUUUGCGAUCACGACCUACGACGCCCAUCAAUGUAGCCGAAGUACAGACAAAGCGAACACAAAGGCGCAGUCGAUCCGUCUCGUCGCAGCGAAGCCAGGAUUUUCAACGGGACCUGCACCGAUCGCCUAGCCAGAGCUCCAUGACCGAACGCACCUUCCGCUCGCCUUCACCACACCGAACACCAGUGGCUGCUGCUGCCGAUGCGCCGCCGGUCCCGAACAUCCCGGACGACGUGCGAUCCAUCACGAGCCAGAGCUCCUCCCACAAGAGGUCGACGAGUCUACAGAUGCAGCCGUUCCGCGUAGCGAGUCAGAAGAAACAAGAUGGCGCCGGAUCGUGGUUUGGGGCCGCGCACGAGGGCAACUUGGCCAACGUGAGAACGUCGGAUGCCCAAAUGCGCGUCGCCUCUCCAGAAUCUCGCCCGGGAGCUCGAUUUGUCUCACCCCGCCGAACAGAAUCGGCAGCGUCGCGCAACACUACGGCGUCGGAAACCCAAUCACUCGUUUACGACCCCAAUUCAAGGAGGAUGGUUCCUAGGGUGAACCUGCUGGUAAGCGAACAGAAAGUUCGGGAUGCUGCUGAGAAACCCGUCAAGAAGUCAAAACACCAGCAAGAAUUGUCUAGAAGUGGUUCCCACUUGGCCAAAGGUACAAUGGGUAGAGCGCAAGGCACUGCGGUACCAACUGAUGAGUCUUCGCCCACGCCCACGCCCGUACCGGCAUCGGCACCAGCCCAGAAGCAACAACCGCAAGUUCGGGUUCCCACCGGCGCACCUGAACAACAAAAACAUUCUCAAGUCGAGAGGACUAUGCCGCCGAAGACUGUACCGACGCACCAGCAACCGUCUCCAUCACCUGUCGUAACCACCAAACAGCCUUCUCAACGUGAAUCUGAACCAGCUUACGCACAAUCGGCAGCCCAACCCGAGGUAGAGCAGCCGACUGUGCAGGAUGUACGUAAAAGUGAUGGCGCUACGAUUCUACCGCAUUCGGAACCCCGCCAAGGCGCUCCCAUACUAGGAAGGAAGCCUUCUAUGGUGAAGGAGGAAUCCGAGGACGACCUUGAGGACUCCUACGAGGCCGAAGCCGAGCAAUCGGCAGUGCGCCACGAUGUUUCUGAUGUUCUUGAUGCAGUACCCGUGAGGUCCUCCGCGCCUACAAAGCAACCAACGCUGUCAUCCGAAAGCACAGCUGUCGAAGCUCCAGCACAGAUGUCGUCUCAAAGGCAACCCAGCCCUCCACAGCUUAAGCAGCAUGGCAGUAUCAGGAACGGACGUGCGCACUCAAGCAGUCCUGCACGAUCAGCCCGCUUUGCAUUAGGCGCAGAUCAACUAGCCAUCAGGCACGAGCCUCCUCCGCGAUCCGUCUCUCCUCGAAAGUCCGCCAUGAAACACUCAGUCAGUCCAUCUCGUGGUGCCUCGCCGUCAGACGAGGGCUCUGAAGCGUCCGGGCCAAGCCGGUUUGGUAGUGAGGCCACCGCAGUGGAGGCGCCGAUGCCGCGUAAAAAGAGCGUACGGGUCAGCUUUGACGAUGAGAACACCAAGGUCGUAGGACAAUCUGCUGCAAAGCCUGAGCUGGAUUCACCUCUUCCUCUGAGUCCUCAGAACACGAAGAGACAUUGGUACAAUCACCUGGGUAGAAGCCGGAAGAAAGAUGCGGUUGCCCUCGAUGAGGACGAGGUCAUGCAGCCGCGACCGGCACUGCCGACAUUCGGCAGCGUCCGUGAGAAGAUGCCGCGGGACAGUGAAGAGGAGCGGCCGCUUGUCCGGCCCACUGAAUCGCCGACGACAUCUGGUCCAGAUACCCCGGAACGCACACCAGACCGGUCGAUCCCACUUGGUCAGUCCAACGACCAUAAUGUUGGCUCCAUUCUCCAUCUUCAAGAGCAGACGGCUAGGAACCCUGCAAACAUAUCGAGAUUCAGAGAGCCAUUGCCGCCCGUGGUAACGUCGAUGGAAGGGAGCGGCUAUUAUUCGCCCAGCAGCACGAGUUCUGAGGACGAAGACGAGACGGAAGUUUUCCAAGAUUCAGAGGUUAUCCAGGAGCCCGCGCCAACGUUGCCUCCUGCUCAAGUCAAGGAGGAGAUCAUUGCCGACCAUCCUGAAUUGGUCGACCAGCCACAAUAUUCGACAGAUCCUGUUCAUGAGAAUCACGCCGAACGGCAAGAAGACUUCGUCCCUUCCAUCUCCGUUAUCCAGCCGACACCGACUCCCAGAGAGGCAGUUACCAACGGUCCGGCCAGCCAGUCAGGUCCAAGUUACUUUGACGUACCGGGAGGCUUCCCAAAUGACGACAGCGAAGACAACGUCGUGCAUGCCCACGCUGUGCCUCGCACAGAUGUGACAAAGCACGAUCAGCCGACAACGACUGCAGUGUCCAAUGGCACAGUCAAGGCACCCGUAAAGGCUAUUCCUCACUCUGUUCCCACCGACGAAUCUGCGUCCGAAGGCGAUAGCAUCUACAGUGACGCAUACGAAGACCUAUCAGAUAUCGACGGCGAUGGAUUCAUGUCUCUCGACGCCGUCGUCGCAUCACCUGUUUCUGACAAGGUCUCUCAGAAGCUCUACCAGAAAGCUCUAGCAGACUCGCAUCAGGAGACUGCUCGCGACGCUGACAUCUCGGGAGCACACCACGCGCCUGAGGUUUCACAAGCGUCAAGCAGCUCGCAGCAACCAGAGGACGAGUGGGAGAAGGCUAAGCUCUACUGGAAAGGACUGACAAGCGAUAAGCGAAAGCAACUUGAGCAGGAGGCGUUGGAGGAAGCUGGGGUCGAAGGCGAUCUCGAAGAGGUCACUCAGCCCGUGAAACCCAAGAGGAAGAAGUCUGUUCGCAAGAGCGACCCAGUUGAACAACAGCAGGCCUCUAUCAACCCCGAGCGCGUUUACCAAAUUCAGCCUGGAACGAGAGCCCCCGACGAAGAUGAUGAAGCAGAGCCUCCAAUCGCUAUUCGGAAGACUAUGCGAGGACGGCAGGGUCAAGAAGCCGCGCCAGUUAAUGGCAGACUUCAGAAGACAAUGCGUGGUGCACCGACUCAGCCGUCCGCCGCCACGAAUUCUGGCAUGCGAAAGUCGAUGCGAUCGGACAAUCAAGCUCCUCAAAGCUCUCAUCAGGCACAAGCUGCGGCUGCUGGAGGUAUGAGAAAGUCUAUGAGACAGAAUGGCUCAUCACAAUCAGGGCCAGCUCCCCAGCAACGAGCAAACUCGGCAACACUGGCCAGUCGAGAUGUUCGCUCCAAGCACCUUUCUAUGGAGAGCAACAUGUCCAGCGUAGAGAUGGCGAAAGCCAUGCAGGCAGCAAUGCAGUCGACACCUCGUCGACGCGGGUCCGAUUCCAGCGAGACCAGUUUCCGACGGUCUCGACCAAAGCAGGAAGGAUUUGGCUUCCGAAAAUCGAUGCGAUCUAACGGAGAGGUCGAGCAGGCCGCAGCCGGUAGGAACUCGCGCUUCAGCCUCCGGUCAAUGUCCCCACCUGCGUCACCGUCUCAACCACCGAUCAGCAUGGGCAAUCGUACAACUAUGCGAGGCACGUUGCGAAGUGAUUCGAGCGACGGAAGCACGCGUCGCAUGCGCUUGCCGUCUUUCGGCAAGUCAUCUACGAAGAAGGUGACUGGAAAACCUGGAAAGAGCCGCUUUGGCGACUCUAGCGACGAAGAAGAUGCUGGGCCCUCUGGAUUCCGCAGCCGGUUUGUCGACUCUAGUGACGAAGAUGAAAAGACAGCGCCUGCACCCGCGCCGCACAACAUGCCCAAGAGCAUGCGCGCAUCAAGCUCUGCUGCGGCGGCUGCAAUGAAGGUUCCUCCUCCGCGAUACGACGAAAAGGCAGAAGAUUCUCCGGACCUGCCUGACAGCAGUGACGAGGAGGCGCCACCGCCACCUGUUUUGCAGAAGCCCAAAUUAUCUCCUAGAAAGGUUUCUGGCGCUAGCGGCCGCCUGGUGAAGUCUCAAUCGGACGGUCAUGGUUUGCCGCCUCCCGGAUCUCCUCGUGGAGGGCUUAUGGAGUCAUCCACAGCCCCUACUGUUAGCACCAGACCGAAUCACGAACGCAGAGGCAGCUUCCUCUCUAUCCUUCGGCGCAGAAAGGAUUCCGAUGCCGGGAAGAUCUCUCGACCCGCCGCCGCCGAGAGCGGUGCUAGGAUGGAUACAAAACUCGAGCGCAGCGCCUCGGAAAUCUCGGCUCUGCGUGGCACAAAUGGGUCGAAGCUCCAGAAGCUGCCCAUGGAGAAUUGGCCGCUCGUCGAGGAGAACUUUGACGACGAGAAGCGGCCCAUGACGGCUGAUAACAACAAGCCUGUGGACGCAUCCAGGCCGACGUUCAUGAAGCGCCGGAGCACCAACCAGGUACUUACCUCUGGGUACCAAGAAGACCAAGGGAGCGUCCAGUUGGAUCCCUCGGGCAAGAAGAAGAAGAAGUUUGGCACGCUCAGGCGGAUGUUCAAGCUUGAUGACUAGUCGUCUGGGGUAUGCUGUUAACCUGGCCUCCCCAACACUACUUACACUGGCCAUCACACAAAGCCCUCAUUCUCAACUUUUUGUGAAUUUUCCUCUGUUUUGGCAUACGACACCCAAAGAAAGUUUGGUCGCUCAGCACCUUUCACUUUAACUUAAUAAUGGGCCAGCUCGUCUACCCAAGAAGCGGACUGGCUUCCUCACUCAUUUUUCUUACAUUCAAAAGUCACAAGUGGGAGCGGGCGUUUUGAAGGAGGCUUCUGGCAUAGAGCAUGUGCGAAAAGGAGUCAACCAACUGCUGCUUCCGUACCACAACACACACACUUACAACAAGCUUUUACUCUUCUUUCGUUAUUUGUACGUGCAUGAGAAGAGCGCCGCUUUAUGAGAAGCGACUUCUGUUUUCCAACAAUGAGAAAACGUGAUUUGGGGGAUACGGGGAGGAGGAGUACCACGCACACCACAAUGGAGGGCUACGAAACGAGGGUGGAAGAGAAUGGGAUAUGUACAAGCACCGCGGACUUGAUUUCUUUUUAUUAGUUUUCUUGUCUAUUAUGAUACCAAACAAUAACUACGGGG
Messenger RNA from Colletotrichum scovillei, 5494 nucleotides. RefSeq lists its product as uncharacterized. NCBI's taxonomy places the organism in Eukaryota, Fungi, Ascomycota, Sordariomycetes, Glomerellales, Glomerellaceae. The record is from RefSeq and is a predicted model, not a curated record. Bases 326 to 4918 code for a protein of 1530 amino acids. The transcript is spliced from 3 exons.